This is a messenger RNA of Marmota flaviventris (yellow-bellied marmot), 1589 nucleotides long. Its product is annotated as taste receptor type 2 member 41-like. Gene Ontology annotation, cellular component: membrane. NCBI's taxonomy places the organism in Eukaryota, Metazoa, Chordata, Mammalia, Rodentia, Sciuridae. Gene Ontology annotation, biological process: sensory perception of taste; G protein-coupled receptor signaling pathway. The record is from RefSeq and is a predicted model, not a curated record. Gene Ontology annotation, molecular function: G protein-coupled receptor activity; bitter taste receptor activity.
AUGCAGCCACCACUGACAGUCUUCUUCAUGCUGCUGUUUGUCCUGCUGUGUUUCCUGGGGAGCCUGGCCAACGGCUUCAUCGUGCUGAUGAUGAGCAGGGAGUGGCUGAGACAGGGUAGGCUGUCGCCCUCCAACACGAUCCUCCUUUGCUUGGGUGUUUCCCGUUUCUCCCAGCAGUGCUUUGGACCCGUGUACAUCUUCAACUAUUUCCUCCACCCGGUUGAGUUCACCAAAAGUCUGACCCGACAGAUUGUUUGUCUGCAUUGGGACUUUAUGAACUCGGCCACCUUUUGGUUCAGCACCUGGCUCAGUGUCCUGUUCUGUAUAAAGAUUGCUAACUUCUCCCACCCCACCUUCCUCUGGUUGAAGUGGAGGCUCCCGAGUUUGGUGCCCUGGCUCCUUCUGGGCUCUGUCCUGAUCUCCUUUGUCGUAACCCUAUUCUUCUUUUGGGGGAAUCACAAUCUGUAUCAAGACUUCUUAAUUAGACAAGUUUCUGGGAACAUGAGCCAUAGGGAGUGGAACAGGAGGCUGGAAACUGACUAUUUCAUGCCACUGAAACUUGUGACAAUGUCCCUUCCUUGCUCUCUCUUCCUGGUCUCCAUUUUGCUGUUGAUGAAUUCUCUGAGGAGACACAUCCGGAGAAUGCAGCACAGCGCCCACAACGUGCGGGACCCCAGUGCCCAUGCUCACACCAGAGCUCUGAAGAUGCUCAUCUCCUUCCUCAUUCUCUAUGCCAUGUCAUUCGUGUCUCUGGUCAUUGAUGCCACGGUCUUCAUUCCCUCCGACAGCCUGUGGUACUGGCCGUGGCAGAUCACACUCUACCUGUGCAUGUCCAUCCACCCCUUCAUCCUUAUCCUCAGCAACCUCAAGCUUCGAGGUGUAUUCAGGAAGCUGCUUCUCUUGGCUAGGGGCUUCCGGGUGACCUAGGUGGCACAAUCUCUGUGUCUAGACCCCCAGAAGAGACUCAGGUAAGGGUGACAGAACCAGGGCUCAGUAUGAAAACGUCUUCACAGCAGGGGACGGCUGGAUCGCACUGUGGAGUUCCUCCUCUGGGAAGGAAAGGAGGAGGAAGACCUGAGGAUUCCCUGGGACUGCUUCCCUUCUUGGGACUCUAUUCCAAGGGGCCCCCAUGAGCCCUGGAGAGCCAGUAUUUCCCAGAAGUUUGGAAUAUGAAAGUUUGUCCUGCUUUUAUGUUUGUAUCCCCCUUUUAUCUGGAAGCCUUCAAUUAAGUCUUGAUGAAUUGGUCCACGUCAUGUCUGCUAGCUACUGGAGAGUUAGGACAAAAUGUGUGACAAAACUAGAUGUGCCUGAAGAAGCAGCAAUGUCCCUGAGGAAAAUGUAACCAGCACCAAGGGAGCCCCAGGGGACAAUUCGCUGGGGCCAGCAGGGCCAAUGCUGGGAGUUCUAAUCGUCCUUGACUCUGUGGACAUUCUUCUUCUCCUGUGGAACUCGGACUACUUGGUUUUAAUUUCUCUGUGCCACCCUGUCUCUUUUCUCAUUAACAUCUGCAUUGUUCUGCCUUUAAUUUUCUCCUCUCUGAAGUUUUGAGUUCAUGUUUAUUAUUCCUUUAGAAAAAGACACAUUUCGAC